This is a messenger RNA of Scylla paramamosain (green mud crab), 2590 nucleotides long. Its product is annotated as nucleoside hydrolase-like. Lineage: Eukaryota; Metazoa; Arthropoda; Malacostraca; Decapoda; Portunidae. The coding region runs from base 111 to 1292 and encodes 393 amino acids. The transcript has 10 exons. The record is from RefSeq and is a predicted model, not a curated record. Gene Ontology annotation, molecular function: hydrolase activity, hydrolyzing N-glycosyl compounds.
UUCAUUUCUGGGAGGUGCUUAUAUAUAGAGAUCUCUAUACUCAUCACACACAGACUAGGAUUAGAGCAGCAGAGACACCUGAGAACGGGAGUUGGUCACCAUUCAGACAGAUGCUGGUCUGGGCAUCACACCUUGCCAGGCACAGCCAAGUAGUGGCAGGGCUGCAGAGAAUCUCACAAUACAGCAAAGCAUCUCUCUUUGGCAGGCUGUCGUUUAUGAAGCAGCUGAGGUGUCUCCUAUUAUUCAGAAUGACAGCCACCAAGGUGAUCAUUGACACGGAUGCUGGGAUUGAUGAUGCUCUGGCAAUCUUCAUGGCUCUGGAGGCUCACCGGCGGGGCUGUCUGGAGGUGCUGGCCAUCACCACCGUGCAUGGCAACACUGCCGUCCACAACGUCAAUAACAAUGUAUUUAGGAUCCUUCGCCUCGCCAACAUGCUAGAGGUGCCUGUGUACAGUGGUGCCAGCCAGUCCCUGGUGCAUCCCUACAUCCAUGGUGAUGAGCCCUUCCAUGGUAAAGAUGGCUUUGGGGAAGCAGUCCUGUCCCCUCAGCCCCCUGCCUCCACCUUCCUGCAACCCUGCCAUGCUGUCUGGGCCUUGCUGGACCUGGUCAAGCAGCACUCAGGUGAGGUGGUUUUGGUGGGACUGGGACCACUGACCAAUCUGGCACUGGCACUUCACCUUGACCCAACCUUCACCUCCCAUCUGGCUGCUUUCUAUGUCAUGGGAGGAAACACAUCAGGUAAGGGCAACAUCACCCCAUCAGCAGAGUUUAAUUUCCACUGUGAUCCUGAUGCAGCCUUUGUGGUGUUAGCGAAGACCAGUGUCCCAAUCCGCCUCACUUCCUGGGAGGACUGCUUGAAGUUUGGCUCCUAUCCUUAUUCUGUGCGGGAUGAGUUGGGACAGACCAAAACUGCUGUUGCUGAUCUAAUGAACAAAAUUGAGGCUCAGUCGAGGAAGAGGAGAGAGGAAGCUUCCAAGCUUUGGGUGACCUGCGACCAGCUGGCAAUGGCCUGGGUUAUUGAUGACGCCAAGCAGAAGAAAGUGGAGUCUGAAUGCAGGAAAGAAAAUGAUCCAAACUUGAUGGGUUUUCUGGGGCAGCAAGGGGAGACACUGGUCACUGCCACAAGGACUUGCCAUGCCUCUGUGGAAACAACAUACGGAUUGACAAGAGGCCAGAUGGUGGUGGAUGAUGAUAACCAGCUUGGCAAUAAACCCAAUGUGAUCCUGAUGGAGGAUGUUAACGACAGCACCUAUAUGAAGUAUCUCUUAAUGGGAUUUGGAGCAGAUGUCUGAUGCCUCAUAGGUCAUGCCCAGAUACAGACUAAGAGGGGGAAUGCCCACCUGGUACAGUACAUGAGGGCAACAAAUGAUGCUACAAAAAGAAUAAUCCAAGAAUACUGAACAUGGCAUUAGCAAAACGCAUCAAUUGAGAAAGAAAGAUUUGGAAGACUGCAUAUCCUUCUCAGUAAAUCAGAUACAAGGUUUGAAACAUACUGGUGACCUUCCUGCUGCUGAACCUAAAUGAAGGGUAAACCUGACCUGAGGAUAUGGUAAAGAAACAAAGGACAUGGCAGCAUAACACAAUGACUUAACUGCCAAUUGAGUGAGGCAGAGAUGUCCUCACUCCUUGCUCUGCCCACCAGGGAGUGCUGCUAUAUCAUGUAUAUAUAACUGUUACCAAAGGCCCAGCACUCAGUCCUUCCCUUCCUUGUCGGAGUGCACGGACCAGCCAUACACCACGCGGUCGAAUCCUGCUGUGAAGAGGUUGCAGCGUGCCCCCAGUGAGUCAUCUCCCCAGGCCACACUGCACACCAUCCGCCGGUGACACUGGGACCAAAGUAAUGUUAAGAUUAGAGGUAUAUCACUUGGUUUUGUUGGUCUAGUAGUAAAUGUAGGCACUUGGUUAAAUUAUGGUGACACUAGGACCAAAUUGAUGUUAAGAUUAGAAGUAAACCACUUUUGCUGGUCUAGUAGUAAAUGUAGAUACUACUUAUAAGAGGGAUAUUGGCUUAGGGUACCAAAAAAAUGGUCCACUGAUGGUGCUAGUCCUUAAGUGGGAACAUAAUUAGUGGGAAAGGUAUUAUCAUUCAUCUCAGGCUGACUGCUCAAAUGUAAUCUGUACUGACUAGAUGAGUCUCUCUCCUCUGAAACCUGUUGUUAUGAAUUCAAUUUCUCUAGUUUAUUCUAUUAAUGCACCUCACAAUUUCACUCUUGAGUCUUCCUUCCCAUCUCUCACUUACUGUUGCAUGUUAACGUCACAUUCUCACAUUUCAAACGUCCUAUUAGACCUGAGUAUUUGAUAUUUGCGAGUUUGAAAUAUGCAAAUUCUGUUGUAUGCAACUAACCUAAAUGUGUCAAAUAUUCUCAAUAUACAAGAAAAAUUCCCAGUAAAAUUCACCACUGACCAUCUUUACACUCAUCUCCUGGAGUCCACUAGUCUUAGAGUGAAUGCAAUUCCUAAUUUUUUGUUUGUUUACAAUGUCUUUUCAUAUUUCAUUUUACAAUUUAUUUUUACUAAUGUGUUUCACUGUUGAUUUAGUGCUUUAUUUUUGUGAAAUGGUGCCAAAAUAAAUAUUUAGUGGGUUCAAAAA